AUGGCUUCCAGUGUUUUCGAUGAGCCAGAGGACCCCUAUCUUAAUCGCAGGAACAACCCACCAGGAGGAAUGCCCAAUGGGGUGCUGUGUGGGGAGCCGUCAGCCCCCCUGAAGAGAGGAGGGAACAACGGAACCAACAGCUCAGCAGACGCCCCCCCCACCACAGAAGCAGAAAUGUCUGUGCGUGAUCAUGCAACUCUUCCUCCUACUCACAAUAAAAGUGAAAGUAACCAGGCAGGAACGCGGAUCCCUGACACCGCAGCACAGUUCGGUCAGUACGCGUCUGGUACAGCAGCAGAAGUGAUCCUGUCUGUGGAGGAGCGCAUACUGGAACUGAACAUGGCCCUCAUUGUUAUCCUCUUCUUUAUUUCCACUGCGACAUCUGUUGGUGCUUCGAGCUUUUUUGCAACCCUGGAUUGCAAUGCUGAAAGCUAUGGAAAGCAUGGCCAGCAGUCACUGCUGCAGUGUGUCGUCAAACCCAUAGAAGAGGCAGCGGACAUGGAAAUCGAAAUGGUCUAUUGGAAGAAAGAGGGUGUGGAGAAGCCCUUACUGAUUUUUUACGAAGGAAAGACAACAUUGCAGACAGACUACAUGUUUGCUGAGCCGUCCUGGAACAGUAAGAACAUGAACGUGUCCCUGCUCAUCACCAACACUAUGGUGGAACACGCUGGAGUUUACAUAUGCCGGGUGGGAACAAACUACGGCGAUUUUGAAGUGACCAUCAACCUCAGAGUCACAGCCAAAUACAGUGAACCAACCGUAAGCUCUGUCCUGGGGAAGAUUACCCAAAACACAAAUGGCCACCAAAAAGUGUUUGGAACCGUGGAUUGCAAUGCUGAAAGCUUUGGCAAGCAUGGCCAGCAGUCACUGCUGCAGUGUGUCGUCAAACCCAUAGAAGAGGCAGUGGACAUGGAAAUCGAAAUGGUCUUUUGGAAGAAAGAGGGGGUGGAGAAGCCCUUACUGAUUUUUUACGGAGGAAAAACAACAUUGCAGACAGACUACAUGUUUGCUGAGCCGUCCUGGAACAGUAAGAACAUGAACGUGUCCCUGCUCAUCACCAACACUAUGGUGGCACACGCUGGAGUUUACGUAUGCACGGUGGUAACAAACAACGGCGAUUAUAAAAUGACCACCAACCUCACAGUCACAGCCAAAUACAGUGAACCAACUGUAAGCUCCGUCCUGGGGAAGAUUACCCAAAACACAGAUGGCCACCAAAAAGAUGGCCCUUUGACAAACAAUGCAAGUGAGGAGGCGGAGGAGGAGAAGGUUCUUCGUAAUAAAGACGACGAUGGCAGCCCGGUGUGAGGAGACACUUCAUGUCACAUGGAUGUACUAACUUAAGGCUCCUUUAUGCUUCUCCGUCUUUUCUAAUAAGGACAGAUAAGACCGCUCUAUCCGCCGUGGAACGCCCUCUCUGAGAGCCUCGGAGAGCUUUUCGUGCACCUCUGGUUUUUCUAACUAUCCGUGUUUAUUUUGGAGACCCCACUGACAGCCCUUGGCUGUGAUUGGUCCGCGAACUACAUCAUUUCCGUACGACAUCAUUUCCCUACGACGUCAUUUCCGGAUUUCACAUUUCCGGACCUCAAACUUCCUGCUUCACAAUAAAUACAAACACAACUACGAUUCUACGAUUAAUGUAACGUGUGUGUUAAGCCAGCAGAGUUGUCUGGCUGACGGUGGCUCGUUAGAGCACUGACGGCAUGUAUGCACGGUCACAUACGGUUAUAACGAGCUUUCAAAACGGCGCUAGCGGGCUAGGCUAGCGGGCUAGCAACCUUGCUAACUGCGGUGGUAACAGUGCAAAAACCCGCUGUCACGACUUUAAUUCCACUGCUAUCAUGACACUGUUUCUACAAUACCGUCAGGUUAGAAGCAAACACUGGGUAGUAGUUAGUGUCGGGAGUCCCUGCUGACUGUGUGUGGAAGCCCGGGGGGAAGCUAGCUAGCUCCGUGUAGCUUAAAGCUACAUGAAGCCUCAAGCAGAUUCAAGCUUUGGAAUCAGCAACACAGUUGGGAAACAAGACCGAGGAACCGCUGCGCUAAGAAACGAUAACAUCAGCAUUUUGACCCGCUGGGUGUCACUUUAUUUAUUUCUGUUAGUUGCCAUGGUUCAGUGUGUGGGAGGCCAGCCGACAGAGGUAAAUAAACACACGUGGACUUCUUCUUCCCAGAAAUGGGGUAGGCUUCUCUGAGCUCGUCUUCCGUUGCGCCACCUAUGAGUUUGGCGGGGAAUUGUUUUUAGACGGAUAGUCGUCGGAAAGGCAUAAAUCAAAAAGACUCUCUGGUCUUCUUGCGUCCCUCUCCGAGAAACGGAUACGUAGAAGCAUAAUGGAGCCUUUACUGUCAACCUCUAAAUCAUCACUUCCUUGUGUGCUCUACUUCACAAUAUAACCAGGGAUAACUUGUAUUGUAUUACUCUGAUUCAUCAAAGGACAUGUACCACCUUUAUUUACCCACUGUAAUAUCCUUAAGUUGACACUUUUAAAAUCAAGUCUGAUUACAGGAGUGCAAAUGGAAAAUAGAGAUCAGGGAGUUGUGUUCAGACUGUGAUAACCACAUCAGGAACUAGAGCAAUAUAAUAAUGCAAGGGCGUUGGACAUCUGAGUCAGUGCUGGUCAUUGGCUGGAAAAAGAUUGUAUAGAUCCCUCUUUGUUUAGGCUGAGCAGAAGCUGUGGCAAUAUGUAGAUGGAAUUUUUUUCUUUUCACUUUCUCACCCUCUUUAUCAGUGUUCUAUUGAUAGAGGCACAGUGUGUGUGUAUUUGUGCGCACGUGUGCACAUGUGUAUCUAUAGGUGAUGGGCAAUUUUGGUUCAAUACUGUCAUUGUGAGGACAUUUUGGCUGGUCCUCCCAAAUUCAAUGGGCUGUUUGAGGGUUAAGAUUUGGUCUUAGGGUUAGGGUUGGAAUGAGUGUGGAAAGUUUCAGGACAAUGUCAUGUCUGAGUUCAUGUCUGAAAGCAGCUCAUGCCUCAAUGCUCUUCUCGGCUGUUGCUCUCUGUAAUAGCCCCCCCCCCCACACGCUCCUUCUGAUAAUAUCAAACCAAAGCUUCAGCAAUCAUUAUUAUGCACGAGGCGGGACAGACCCAAAAUUGCAGUUGUUGGUUUUUUGUAGCGUAUUUUACGAGACGCCCCUACAUGAAGAAUCACAAGAGAUUAUUAUUCUUAAAUGACAUGAUUUAAGAUUAAGAUUAUAAAACACAUGUAGCAUAUAACUGUAUAUAGAAAUGUAUAGAAAGUCUUGAGGUCUUUGGUCUGUCUGAUUUUAAUCGAAUGUUACUGAGAAAAUCCAACCCUUGCAAAUUUCAUAUCCUCAUUCUAGCCACUGAGAAAGUACCGGUUGUACUUCCCAGAGUGUCACAUGAUCUCACUGUUCGGCCAGAGCUGGAUAGUAAAUGCUGUGUUUGUUUGAUGUACAGUGCUCGUUCAACAUUUGGCAGUAAUUGGCAACUUAGCUUCACCCUCUGAGACAAGUCUUCAGUUUCAUUAUUAUCUCUAUCUGACGGCAGAUCAAGUCGUCCAUAUCUUAUGGAUUUUGUGAAUCAUUUUGGCAGCAGGUCACAAGGAAGCUGUAUGUAGUUGUGGACUAAAACCACCUGUUAAUUUUUCUUGAUGCUUUGGGUCAAUCAUUAACUUUUAGGGGAGGAAAAACAGGAUCUGUAUGAACUUUGAAUAUCUCCUCUACUUUUAUGUUCUGGCAAUUUGAAAACUAUAACAUGAGCCUGCGAGAACUGUUUUGCAUAUACAGUAAUGUUUUUUUUAUUUUUUUUAAUGAUUUUUGAUAAAAUUGCUGAGUCCUGCUCUGUGGAUGCAGAUUGCGUGUGAGGUUAAAAUGAAAGCUGUGAUAGGACUGUGUACUUCUUGUUGGGAUUAACAUGAACUAUAGGAGCUGUGAUCUGUUAAUGUGACUUAAAUAAACCACAAACAAAAAGA
Molecule: messenger RNA, 3929 nt
Organism: Limanda limanda (common dab)
Lineage: Eukaryota; Metazoa; Chordata; Actinopteri; Pleuronectiformes; Pleuronectidae
Exons: 12
Coding region: 1-1308 (435 amino acids)
Biological process (GO): immune response; cell surface receptor signaling pathway; positive regulation of T cell proliferation
Cellular component (GO): external side of plasma membrane
Source: RefSeq, a predicted model, not a curated record